AUGUUGCUCCAGCAGGCGCCUACGAUCUCGAAGCGCUAUUCGGAACAGUAUCACGAUCUUGAGCUCAUGGUCCAUCGACUCGACCGGCGCUCCGCACACAUCAGCCAAUUCCUGGCGUUCACAGCCCAUCCCAUGUACCAACGGCGCGACUAUCUUGGAUACGUACGACACUUUAUACGAAAGCUGUACACCAUCCGAUUCACGCUCAGUCCAUCGAUGGACGUCUCGCUCGGCCUGGAUCUCGCUGGACUGCACCGUCUUCUCGCACGUCAGCCUCAGACGACUCGCGCGAAGAAGCGCCGUCGGCCCAAGUUCACGUUCGGCCAGGAUGAGGAUCAAGACUGGGCGGACGGUGACGUGCGAGACGUGCAAUCGGGUUUAUCACGCAGACUGCGUGUUCUACCCGAAGCACUGCAGCAGAACGUCAUGCGCAAUGAGCUUCGGUUUGUGUUUCCGCUCUGCUGUUUGCGCAAGAACCGGCCCCGGUACGAACAUGCGGAACUGCGUGUGCGCUAUACCCAGCCCGGACAGCCCGCAACACCCGGUCCUGGAGAGGUCUUCGUCGACACGGGCAGGAUACUCGAUACCUUUUCGAAGGACCUCAUCCUCAUUGCUUUGCCUUCGCCACACAAGAAUACACUCUACGUCGAGCUCAAACACUUCGCGUCCGGUCAACCCGACUUUGCGCCCGCGAACGACAAACCGAACGGUCGCAAGUCACAAUUUGCAACACCACCGACAGCCGCAUCCUUUACCGCCGGCUCCGGUCGCAGGUCCACCAUCCGCGCCUCCCCCACCUGGUCAGCGUGGCUGCGCUCCUUCCCCGCCAUGGCAGCAGAUUCCUGCCGUACCUGUGACUCCUGGCUACGCGCCAGUCGCACGACCGCAUCAGCGGCCGCGCGCGUCUGGUACUGCCCAAUCGUCGCAUAUGCGGAGUAG
Peniophora sp. CBMAI 1063 is the source of this 939-nucleotide messenger RNA. The record is from the annotation of a GenBank genome assembly. Lineage: Eukaryota; Fungi; Basidiomycota; Agaricomycetes; Russulales; Peniophoraceae.